This is a messenger RNA of Amphimedon queenslandica, 841 nucleotides long. RefSeq names its product syntaxin-16-like. The transcript has 7 exons. Bases 107 to 826 code for a protein of 239 amino acids. Gene Ontology annotation, cellular component: membrane. The record is from RefSeq and is a predicted model, not a curated record. Lineage: Eukaryota; Metazoa; Porifera; Demospongiae; Haplosclerida; Niphatidae. Gene Ontology annotation, biological process: vesicle-mediated transport.
AACUUUUUAACUACUUUUAAGCUAUAAAGAAGACACAACACCUCUUAUUUCUACUGCUAUUAUCUACUCUCAGUAAUCCAGAAGCCUUUUAUCCUCCUAUUUAAAGAUGGCCGCUUUUGCCAGACCCGCUGUAAUGACAUCAGUCGGUAGUACGGUACAUAUUGGUGCCUUUAUCUCUCAUACUGCUCUGUUCCUUCAAUUGAGACAAAGAGCAGCCUCACUCUCUCAACGGGACGGUAAUGCUGAUGACCUUGAUGUCAGAUGGAGUUCUGGUGAUGAUACUGUGGCAUUAGUUAAACAUGAUAAAACUGAACCUGAUGUUACUAUAGCAGCACCAGACUGGACUCAUUUACUGGGAGAAAUUGAUUAUGAAGUGACGCAAAUCAAAAGAAGAAUGCAUGAGUUGGAGGAGUUACAGGAUAAACACAGUACAAGACCUGAUGUGUUUGAUGAUGUUGAAGAAGAACACAACAUUGACAUACUAACUGCUGAAAUAUCACAAAUGUUCAGUAGGGCUAAGCAAGGAUUAUUAGUAAUCAACAGACAAGCUAAAAAUGGAUCAGAUCAGGAAAAGAAAGUUGCUAAGAAUGUUGUAUCAUCGCUAGCAAUCACACUACAAGAUCUAUCAGUGGAUUUUAGGAAAGCGCAAUCGUCUUACUUGAAAAGGAUGAAGGGACGUGAGGAGAGGGUUAUUGCUGGUGAGUUGAGACCAACAAUUGAUACUAAUGGAAGAGGAGGAGGAGGAGGAAUGCAGUUUGAUGAUGAAGAAGAAAUUGAAGUACUAGUAGAUAAAGGUACAAUAAGAGCUAAUACUAAUGUAUACUAAUGGGAAACCUACAUG